AUAUACUUAUAUGCGUACAUAUACACAUAUGUACAUACAUAUGUAUGUGAGUAAACACGUGCACAUAACUAUGCAUGGAAGUAAGUAUAUAAUAUGCAAACGAAAUUCGAAGAAACGCCCCAGAAAUUCUUUAAACGCUUCUGCGAAUUUAUAAGUUGCAGAAUAAAAAGAAAGGAAUAUAUAGCACAAAGCGCCUCGAAAAUUCUUAAGAAAACUUUGACAAUUUUUAUAUUUUCACAAUAAAAGUGUAUUUCCUGAAAUUUGAAAAGAAUUACAAUGAAUAUCUAUUUUAAAGCUGAAACGAAUCCAGCAGGUUGGGUUGCAGAUCAACAACAUCAAUCAUUAAUUCAGUAUCGUCGUUCUCCAUUUGAGUUUCCAUCAACACAAUAUGAAUCGUAUCAGGAAAAUGGCACUAAAUAUCUUAAAAGUUUAAAACCGAUAUCAGAUGCUCUUCGAGAUGAGCUAAACGCGUGCACAGGCGAGAUAUUUCUUAGCGGCAUACCGCCGGAAAUUCCAGCAGAAUCUAUUGCCGAAAUCGCUGCACUAAUAGGUGAGAUAUAUAUACUGAGAUACAAGGUAACAUUCUCUGGAAAUUCUCGAGGCUUUGCUUAUCUUCAAUACAUAAAUCCCACACUCAUGCAGCUGGCUAUAAUUCGCUUGCCGGCUCUUUUUCGACAACACUCAUUACCCAUGAUUCGCGUUCGCCAAUCACGAAACUCUUCAAAACUUUUACUGAAGAAAACUUAUUGCAUUUCACCACAGAAUGUUUAUGAAAUGUUACGUAACCUAAUAGCUUUUGACAAAUUAGUCGGUCGCGAAAUAUUUCCCGGUUAUUUUGAAUAUCAAAUAAUAUUUAAAUGCAAUGAAGAAGCAGUUCACGCUCGACGUGAUCUUUUGCGCACCAUUUCCAAGUUUGGUAAAAAUGCCAUAGUUGUUUGGGAUACUAGUAGUGAAGAAACGGAUUUUACAAAGGAUUUCGUUAGGUGCGAAAACAACGUGAAAGUAGAGACGAAACACACUACUUUUCUUCUCCCAAGAGACUCUCAGUACUCUGAAUCAAUGACCGCAGAAAUUGGUUUCCUUGAACUUUAACGAAGUUGGUAAAAGAAGAGAUAGUAUCAAGAAAGAUGAUGAUGUUAGAAACAGAACGAUUAGGUAUGUAUGUAUACAUAUGUACAUGCGUCCAAUAUUAAGUCGCAGAUCUGCCUAAAUACUUAUGUUAUGAAUUAUUACUACUGUCGAAGAGCUUAAUAAAUA
Bactrocera dorsalis (oriental fruit fly) is the source of this 1257-nucleotide messenger RNA. RefSeq lists its product as uncharacterized. The coding region runs from base 277 to 1092 and encodes 271 amino acids. The transcript has 3 exons. Lineage: Eukaryota; Metazoa; Arthropoda; Insecta; Diptera; Tephritidae. The record is from RefSeq and is a predicted model, not a curated record. Gene Ontology annotation, molecular function: RNA binding.